UGCGUGGCAGGAAGAUAAGCGGGCCUAUCCGCAACCGGGCUUAUCCAAGGGGCCUGGAUAUGCGGCGGACCACAAGCUGUUAUAUAGAGAGAGCCGAGCGAGCGGCGAUCCAAUGAGUGAUUGCUCGAUUCAACGUGCACUUGAAUAGCAGAGCGCACUCCGCCUCGCACCUGUGCUCUGAGCAUCUCGAGAACCAUGGCCAAUUUCUGGGCCCCGUGUUGCUCCGUGGUCCUGCUGGCGGCGGGCCUGGCUACUGCCACUGAUGAGCAUAGCGCAAGACCGCAGCGGUCCGGCGACCCGGGGGCAAUUUUGGAACAAUUGGAGCAAACGUGCUUCGCUAACUCCCAGAUGACACCAGAAGAGAGCGCCACCGUGCUGAACCUCCAGAGACAACAAGCCGAAGAGCACGGGUCUCGCCCGCACCAGCCGACGGACUUUCUGGAAUACGUUGACCGUCACGCACCCAGCACCGAAAUAGCCCAAGGAAUCAGGUCGAAGUUCCAGGCGUUCACAACCUGUUUCGCUCAAGAAACGGCAAAAUUGAUGCUGUUCGGUCCUACAACUCCGCAAUGAAUCGUCGUUUCCAAGCAAACAAAACAGGAGAUAAAUGUAUUAACAGAAGACAGCGCUCAAGGUCUUUCUAAUAAACAAGGUGAUGAAGCUGAGAA
Dermacentor andersoni is the source of this 668-nucleotide messenger RNA. RefSeq lists its product as uncharacterized. The record is from RefSeq and is a predicted model, not a curated record. NCBI's taxonomy places the organism in Eukaryota, Metazoa, Arthropoda, Arachnida, Ixodida, Ixodidae.